Molecule: messenger RNA, 2457 nt
Organism: Thermothelomyces thermophilus ATCC 42464
Lineage: Eukaryota; Fungi; Ascomycota; Sordariomycetes; Sordariales; Chaetomiaceae
Exons: 8
Coding region: 1-2457 (818 amino acids)
Biological process (GO): regulation of DNA-templated transcription
Molecular function (GO): DNA-binding transcription factor activity, RNA polymerase II-specific; zinc ion binding
Source: RefSeq, a predicted model, not a curated record
AUGGCUCCCCCGCCGGCUUAUCGUACCAUCCAACCGGCCCCCGUCAAGGGACCGAGAACCGGCGCCUUGUCUUCCGGGCCCACGGGCCCGCAGUGGUUGGGUUCGAAGGGCCUGACGAAGAGGCUCAAAGCAGUGACCCAGGCAUGUCAUACAUGCCGCCGCAACAAGGCCAAGGUAUGUAGAGAGUCACAUUGCGACGGCGUCCGGCCCAAGUGCGGGAGCUGCUCUGCUCGGAACUCCCCUUGUGGGUACGACGGCGAGGCCGGGCAGUCCCGCCGGGCUGCCCUACGAGCUCGGCUCGAGGAACUCGAGAAGCUGUUUGGCGACCUGGUCACGCCCGACUACACCGAGGCCAAGCGGCUGCUGGACCGCAUCCGCGCGUCGGCCCACGACCUGACCCCUCUGCUGACCACUUGGCGGGAGAGCGAGGACCGCUCCGCGCGGCAGGCGGCGGCGACGACGACGAUGACGAGUGCGCCCCCAUCCGACGCCUCCGAAUCCUCGUUUCCGGGUCGGUCGCCCAACUCGUCGUCUGACGGCAGCACCUCCCCCGCCGCCUCCGGAUCCUCCUCCUCCUCCACUAAUAGCGGCAACAGCAGCGGGACACAGGGGACGGACGACGACUCGGCCUCGCUGCUGCUGCACCUCGACGUCCCGCUCCCGGGGGCCAAGACGACCCGGGCCGGGGUCCAGACCUUCUUCGGGUCCACGGGCAAGCUGUUCCACGUCUACACGCAGAGGCAGAUGGAGGCCUACCACACGGCCGUCUUCGGCGCCGACGACGGCAAGCCUCCCGACACCUCGCGCGGGCUCGAGCUCUGCUGCCUCUACGCCGUCGCCGCCGUCGGCGUCCUCUACAACGCCGGCACCUUCCAGCCCGGGCUCGAGAACGUCUUCCACGACGUCAGCCGCCGCUUCUUCUCCGACCUCAUGGAGCAGCGGCCCCUCGACACCAUCAAGGUCUGCACCCUUUACGCAAUGUACAACGUCCUCGACAAGGCCACCGUCGCCCUGGCCUAUGUUGAGGUCGGUCUCGGAAUGUCCAAGAGACAAAGCCAGAACACCGGAGUUUGUCACCCUUCCAAGGUCUCAUCGGAGGAGUGGAUCGACUUUCGGAGAACCUGGAGGGCCCUCGUCUUUCUCUCCAAGCAAGUCCCUCCCCCCCCUUCUCUCUUCCUCUUUUCACUUCGCAGAAACCUCCUCCUCCCUGUGCUAACGAUCUGUGCCCCUAGUUGGCUCUCUUCGACGCUCGGAUACAUCUCGGGAGCCGAUGACGGCGAGUUUACGAGACUGCUUCCGGUCGCCGGGGAGGAUGAAGACAGUUAUAGCGCCGAGCUGGGCGAGCUCGUCCAGGCCGAGAUGACCAAGAUCGUGCUGCUCAAGGCCGGCAUCCUGCGCAACCACCUGGCGGUCCCGGAGCUGACGGCGCUCGGCAUGGACGGCAUCAUCCGGGAGCUGCAGGAGUGGCACGAGCAGCUGCCCGAGCCGAUGAAGCUGCGCAGCCUGUAUUAUUACCGCGCCGACUGGCCCCCGCCGGUCCGCUGGUCCAUCUACCACCUGCACCUGCUCUACCACGGCGCCUUCAUGCUCGUCUACCGCCGCAUCGCCGCCCACUGCGUCCGCCUGCGCCGCACCGGCCGCGACCUCGCCUCCUCGGCCGCCCGGGAGCCCAACCUGGUCAGCCUGGUCGAGCAGGGCGUCACCUCGGCCCGCGACACCGCCCGCAUUGUCAGCCUGCUUCUCGGAGAGCAGGGCGUCUUUCGCCGCUGCUGGAUCGUCAUCUUCCAAGCCCACACGGCCUGCGUCGUCAUCCUGUACUCGGUCGCCCAGAGAAAGCUGCACGGUUUCCCCUUCCCCCCGUCCCCGUGGGCCGAGGACAUGGAGCGCGCCCGCCAGUGCAUCGACGUGCUCGGCUACUGCGGCGACAUCGACCCCGUCGCCCUGCGCUUCCGCGUCCGCCUCUCGGGCAUCUACGACAGCCUGCUGUCCGCCGCCAACGCCGCCAACGCCGCCGGUGCUCCCCAGCCAACAGAUGUCGACGACGGCCAACAACAACAAAAACAGCAGCAGCGGCCGGAGCCGCACCCGAUCGGGUACCUCUUCACCGCGCCGCCGACCACCCCGCCGUCGGACCUGUCCGACCUCUCCCUGACCCUGCUCUUCGCCCUCUGCCGGCCGUGGAGCGAUCCGGGCGGGCUGAACACGGUGGGGCCCAACGGGCCGAUGGACGUGGUGGCGGCGGCGGCGGGAGGAGGUGGCGACCAGCGGACGAAGCAGCAGAUGACGCUGGACAAGCUCGAGUGGGACUUUGAAAAGAUCACGCCCUUCCGCUGGGACACGGGCAGCAUGGGCCCCAUGCUCUGCGGCGCCGACGAGGUCGUCGGGACCAGUUGCUUCCUCGACAGCGAGGCGCCCAGCGGGUGGAAGAGGGCCGAGGAUAUUGAGGCGGAUGGUUGA